Messenger RNA from Neltuma alba, 1556 nucleotides. RefSeq names its product protein MITOFERRINLIKE 1, chloroplastic. Lineage: Eukaryota; Viridiplantae; Streptophyta; Magnoliopsida; Fabales; Fabaceae. The transcript has a single exon. The record is from RefSeq and is a predicted model, not a curated record. Bases 68 to 1258 code for a protein of 396 amino acids.
UUUCUCCUCGGAUUCGCCUGUUGCUGACUGCUGAGCGAUUGAGCGGCGAGGCAAUAGGAUAGUAGGAAUGGAGGCCAGCAUCUCGGCUUCUCUUGGUCUUCCAUCCCCGAAUCUCUGUGAUUCUUCAAGUCUCACUGACUUCACUGGCAUCUUAAACCACUUCAACACAAUCACUCGCACCUCCAAUGACGCACACGGAUUCGAAUUUGGCGACGGGCGCAUUCCCAAACUCACGUUUGCUUCGACCUCCAUGGCUACUCAGACCCACGCGACGCCUACAUCCCAGAGAUUUCUAAAACCCACAUCAAGAAACAGCCCCAAGGUUCAAACGCUAAUGAAGAAUCUCUCGGUUUUCGAACGAGCCCUUAUCGGCGCAGCUGGCGGCGGCAUUGCUGGAGCAUUUACCUACGUCUGUCUGCACCCGCUAGAUACCAUCAAGACGAAGAUGCAAACCAAAGGUGCGUCGGAGAUUUAUAAGAAUGCUUUCGAUGCCAUUGUUAAGACCUUCCAAACAAAGGGGAUUCUAGGGUUUUACAGUGGUGUUUCGGCGGUGAUUGUUGGUUCCACGGCUUCGUCGGCGGUGUAUUUUGGUACUUGUGAGUUUGGAAAGUCGUUCUUGUCGAGAUUUGAGAAAUACCCUUUGGUUCUGAUUCCACCAACGGCUGGCGCAAUGGGCAAUAUUGUGUCUUCUGCAAUAAUGGUUCCAAAGGAGUUGAUUACUCAGCGAAUGCAAGCUGGGGCUAAAGGCAGGUCUUGGGAGGUUUUGUUAAAAAUUUUGGAGAAAGAUGGUAUAUUAGGUCUUUAUGCAGGGUACUCUGCUACAUUAUUGAGAAAUUUGCCUGCAGGGGUUUUGAGUUAUUCAUCAUUUGAGUAUUUAAAAGCCGCAGUAUUGCGUACGACGAAGAAGAAUCAUUUGGAGCCAUUUCAGAGUGUCAUGUGUGGGGCACUUGCUGGGGCAAUAUCAGCUUCUCUCACUACACCACUUGAUGUGGUCAAGACCAGAUUGAUGACUCAAGUUCAUGGGGAAGCUAUGAAUAAAGUUUCUCCUGCUAUUUACGGUGGAGUUUCAUCUACUGUGAAGCACAUUUUGAAGGAAGAAGGUUGGGUUGGAUUGACUAGAGGGAUGGGUCCUCGAGUUCUUCAUAGUGCUUGCUUUUCAGCACUGGGUUAUUUUGCGUUUGAAACAGCAAGGCUUACCAUACUGCACCAAUAUCUUAGGCAGAAGCAAUUAAGUGAAAUUUCUGUUUCCCCUAGCUGAGUUAACGGCAUCUGUGGUAUUCUUUAACUCCCUUUUGUUGCUUUUACAAAUGAGUUGUUUUUGUUUGUAAUGUAAACAUUUGUCAUAAGGAAUUACAGCUACCCACUUUUCCACUAUAUGUUUGAUGUACUCCCAUUCAAUAAUAGAAACUAGCAUGCAUGAUGUUUCAAAAUAAUUGUGGUUAUAUCAGUCUCCCAAUAGUUUGUAUCCCAUGCACUGGCAUAAGGAUCAGUGAAGAAAGAGAUAGGGAAUGGUCCAGUCUAGUUUAUGGUUUUAUCUAAUAGAGUCUUUGAUGUUA